AUGGAGAUGGCGGCGGACCUGGUGACGGCUUUGGAGAAGGCAACCCUAAUGGCAAAGCAGCUUCCACCAACCGCCACCGCCACCGCCACAGGCUCUGGAAAUAUCUACGCCUCCCUCCACGCUGCUCACCGCCAGCUCUCUCUCUUCCUCGCUCACACCGCACAACCCUCUGUGGAUGUAACUGAUGGUGAUGAUGCGCUGAUGGAAGUUGCCGACGAAGAGCAACAAGUGGUUGAUGGAGCGAGGGAGGAGGAUUCGAAGAUGACUUUGAUUGAUUUGGUGGAGGAACGGAUGAAAAUUUGCUUUGUUCAGAAGAACAAGCGGCCAAAACGGCCGUUAUCGCCGACGUCGUUGGCCGCUGGGGAGAAGAGGCGGUGGUUGGAGUACGAAAGUGAAUCGGCUAGGGCUGAAGUUGAUUACGAUCCUCAUUUUUAA
This is a messenger RNA of Lactuca virosa, 435 nucleotides long. The record is from the annotation of a GenBank genome assembly. Lineage: Eukaryota; Viridiplantae; Streptophyta; Magnoliopsida; Asterales; Asteraceae.